Pistacia vera is the source of this 1736-nucleotide messenger RNA. RefSeq names its product cytochrome P450 98A2. Bases 55 to 1581 code for a protein of 508 amino acids. The record is from RefSeq and is a predicted model, not a curated record. NCBI's taxonomy places the organism in Eukaryota, Viridiplantae, Streptophyta, Magnoliopsida, Sapindales, Anacardiaceae. The transcript is spliced from 3 exons. Gene Ontology annotation, molecular function: iron ion binding; monooxygenase activity; oxidoreductase activity, acting on paired donors, with incorporation or reduction of molecular oxygen.
AAACUUAGCCUUAACAUUUCUUUCCCUAACAAAACAUCCCUUUGCCUUUCAAACAUGGCUCUCCCUCUCAUACUUUUAUCCAUUCUCUCCAUCUUUCUUGCUUACAAAUUAUUCCAACGCCUACGAUUCAAGCUCCCGCCGGGGCCUCGCCCGUUGCCCAUUGUCGGGAACCUCUACGACAUAAAGCCAGUGAGGUUCCGCUGCUUCGCCGAAUGGGCUCAAGCGUACGGUCCAAUUAUAUCGGUUUGGUUCGGUUCGACUUUGAACGUUAUCGUGUCAGAUUCAGAAUUGGCUAAAGAAGUGCUGAAGGAGAAUGAUCAGCAGCUGGCUGAUAGGCAUAGGAGUCGAUCAGCUGCAAAGUUUAGUAGAGAUGGGAAGGACCUUAUAUGGGCCGAUUACGGACCUCACUAUGUAAAGGUUAGAAAGGUUUGUACGCUUGAGCUUUUUACACCAAAGAGAUUGGAAGCUUUGAGACCCAUCAGAGAAGAUGAAGUUACCGCCAUGGUUGAAUCCAUUUUCAAGGACUGCACCGAUCCUCAAAUUAAUGGGAAGAAUUUGUUAAUAAGGAAGUACUUGGGGGCAGUGGCAUUUAACAACAUAACAAGGCUAGCAUUUGGGAAGAGGUUUGUGAAUUCAGAAGGCGUGAUGGAUGAGCAAGGUUUAGAAUUCAAGGCAGUAGUAGCAAAUGGGCUUAAGCUUGGAGCAUCAUUGGCCAUGGCAGAACACAUUCCAUGGCUCCGUUGGAUGUUCCCAUUAGAGGAAGAGGCUUUCGCUAAGCAUGGAGCUCGAAGAGAUCGUCUCACCAGAGCAAUCAUGGAAGAACAUACUCUUGCCCGCAAGCAAAGCGGCGGUGCCAAGCAACAUUUUGUUGAUGCUUUGCUUACCUUGCAAGAAAAGUAUGACUUGAGUGAAGACACCAUCAUCGGACUCUUAUGGGACAUGAUUACAGCAGGGAUGGACACAACAGCUAUCUCAGUGGAGUGGGCUAUGGCAGAGCUGAUCAAGAACCCAAGAGUCCAACAAAAGGCCCAAGAGGAACUAGACCGGGUGAUUGGAGUUGAACGUGUGAUGACAGAGUCUGAUUUCUCAAGCCUCCCAUACUUACAAUGUGUAGCCAAGGAGGCACUAAGGCUGCACCCUCCAACUCCACUAAUGCUGCCUCACCGUGCCAAUGCUAAUGUCAAAGUUGGUGGCUAUGACAUCCCUAAAGGAUCAAAUGUUCAUGUCAAUGUAUGGGCCGUUGCUCGUGAUCCGGCCGUGUGGAAGGACCCAUUGGAGUUCCGACCAGAGCGAUUUUUCGAGGAGGAUGUGGACAUGAAGGGCCAUGAUUAUAGGCUACUUCCAUUUGGUGCAGGAAGGAGGGUGUGCCCAGGUGCACAACUUGGGAUAAAUUUAGUGACAUCUAUGUUGGGUCAUUUGUUACACCAUUUUUCAUGGGCACCCGCUGAGGGAGUGAAGGCAGAGGAAAUUGACAUGUCAGAAAAUCCAGGAUUGGUGACUUACAUGAAGACCCCAAUACAGGCUGUGCCUACUCCGAGGCUGCCUUCACACUUGUACAAACGUGUGGCUGUUGAUAUGUAAUUUUGCUCUUUGCCAUUUGGGGUUGCUUAUCUCUGAUUUUAGGUGGAUUUUGAACUUAUAAUGAGAUGGUAAAUUUGUUAAAAGAUGUUGUAUUGGUCCAAAAGAAGGCCAAAUAAAGCAAUAUGAUUUAUGUAAGUGGCAUAGAGUUUUGUUCA